CAUCUUGCCUGAAACUGAUUUCCGGUGUAUGGCAUCCCGUUGUAAACAUGGCUGUAUCUCGUGUCCGAAUCUGCACCAACUUUAUACACACACAUAUUCUUAACCCAUUUUUUAACCGCAAUCUCCGGACAUUUUCUUCUUGCAACUCCGUGGCCUCUUUCAAAAGUGCGCAGUCACUCCAGAGCCAUUACCCCAACAGUAAUCUAGAUCCAUAUUCUCCGCCGUCAUCUGAGAAAUCCUCCAUAGAUUCCGAUAACUUCACAGGAUAUAUUCCCAUUGAUAAACUUCAAAUCAGUUAUAUGAAAUCAAGUGGGCCAGGUGGACAAAAUGUUAAUAAAGUUAACACAAAAGUUGAAGUACGUUUUCAUAUUCAGUCCGCAACAUGGAUACCCUCCUGGAUCAAGACAAAAGUGAUAGAAGAGAAUCACACAAAAAUAAACAAAGAAGGAUUCCUUAUUGUGACAUCGGAUCGUACACGAAAACAGCUUCUGAACCAAGCUGACUGCAUGCAAAAGCUACGGAAUAUGUUCUUCAAAGCCAGCUUCCAACCUGCUGAGCCUUCUGAAGAAGAUCUUCGAAUAAAAGCUGAAAGGGAAGCAAAGGCCCAAAGAUUAAGAAUCAAAGCCAAGCGUGAACAUUCAUUAAAGAAACAGUCACGACAAUCUUCGGGUUAUGUCUCCAUGUGAGGAGAAAGCUGCCCCAUUUGCAACAACAGAUUUGACUAGUUUGCCUGUGUUUGAUAUCACAAUACAAAGAGACUGGAA
Messenger RNA from Octopus bimaculoides (California two-spot octopus), 764 nucleotides. Its product is annotated as large ribosomal subunit protein mL62. Lineage: Eukaryota; Metazoa; Mollusca; Cephalopoda; Octopoda; Octopodidae. Gene Ontology annotation, molecular function: peptidyl-tRNA hydrolase activity; translation release factor activity, codon nonspecific. Gene Ontology annotation, cellular component: mitochondrial large ribosomal subunit. Gene Ontology annotation, biological process: mitochondrial translational termination. The record is from RefSeq and is a predicted model, not a curated record.